Purpureocillium takamizusanense is the source of this 348-nucleotide messenger RNA. RefSeq lists its product as uncharacterized. The transcript has a single exon. Lineage: Eukaryota; Fungi; Ascomycota; Sordariomycetes; Hypocreales; Ophiocordycipitaceae. Bases 1 to 348 code for a protein of 115 amino acids. The record is from RefSeq and is a predicted model, not a curated record.
AUGGCCGCUGCUUGCACGGUGAACCGGCCGCCCAUGCCGCCGUCCACUCACAGGCUGGAUGGCUGGGUGGUCGCUGCCUCCUUCUUGCCGGCAUGCGGGCUGGCAUUGUCCAAGCUCCUGCCUGGGCCGAUACAUGGUACAUCGCCGGUUGGUGGUGGAGAUGAUGCAGGCGCCGUGGUCGGGCGGCUUGUCAUUCGAGUCGUCGCCCAUGGCCACGUAUCGGUGUGCAUGUGUUACAAAGUGUCCAUCCACGCAGUCGCGCGUCUCAUCUGCUCGACGAUGCGGACGACCAGACGAUGUGGUGCAGUUACCGGGAACACGUUGUUGACCAUCUAUCUGCGGGGGUGA